Rhododendron vialii is the source of this 623-nucleotide messenger RNA. Its product is annotated as major pollen allergen Ole e 1-like. The coding region runs from base 25 to 621 and encodes 198 amino acids. The transcript is spliced from 3 exons. The record is from RefSeq and is a predicted model, not a curated record. Lineage: Eukaryota; Viridiplantae; Streptophyta; Magnoliopsida; Ericales; Ericaceae.
AUAGCACGCACCAAGCCAACAAAAAUGGCAAAGGCGGUAGCCCUCAUCGUUUUUGCCCUCGGCGUCUUGGCCAUAUCCGGCAAUGCCCAAUGGUAUACGUCCGACAUAACGCUCAAAUCACCAAACAAGUUCGACGUGAAUUAUACAAAUGCCCAAGGCUAUGUCAAUAAGUUUUCGGUCGAAGGCAACGUCCUUUGCGCCACAUGCAAACUGAAUUCCGAGACCGAUACCGGCAACCUGGGACAUGGUGAGUUAGAAAUCAGAUGCAGAAGCCGUAAGAACGGGACGGUAACGCUUAUCCAGCCUACCUUAGCAGACAACGGCGGGUGCUGGAAAACAUACGUGGAGGAUGGCCACCAGGAUGACUUAUGCAUGGUGAGGGUCGUCGCCAGUCCUGACCCUCGAUGCAAUGCGAAAGUGGCCGGAUUCAGGAGCGUAAGGAUCACCCUCGCUGAUUUUAAACAAAACGGCUUGAACACCCUCUACGUCAAGAAGCCACUGGGGUUCGUUAAAAACGAAGCCCUUCCCAACUGCCGUAAGGUGCGGAGCAAGAGGGGUAAUCUAGUCCCGGCGAUUACACUGGCUUGGGCUAAUCCAAAACCAGCGACGAAACUGGCUUGAGU